UUACAUUAAUCCAUUCAACUGACUCUUUAUAGUUAUAACUAUUCUGACUAGACUAAGUGGUUCACAUUUUAGAAUUAACUUAUAUUGCAGUCCGCAGUACAUAAUUGCAUAAACAAUUUGAUUAUUUUAAAAGUCGGAACUUUUACGCCAACAGGUGCUUGCACGAAGUUGACUGUAGACCGUUUUGUACUGCUGACUGCUACAGAAACAUCGAUUACUGUAACGUGUUUGAAAGACAAGAACAAUGUCCUUUCAGUUGCAAUCAGUUUUAAUCACAGAUGAAAUUGACACUCAGUGUGUCGAAAUUUUACAGAAGAAUGGAAUUCAAGUGGUGAAAAAUACAAAGCUAACGAAAGAACAACUUUUGACAGAAAUUCCAAAAUAUGAUGGACUGGUAGUUAGAUCUGCUACCAAGGUAACAGCAGAUGUCAUCAAUGCUGGAACCAACCUGAAGAUAAUUGGUCGUGCUGGUACAGGGGUCGAUAACAUCGACUGUGAUGCUGCCACAAAACGAGGAAUUAUUGUGAUGAAUACACCAGGUGGAAACACUCUUAGUGCUGCUGAACAUACUUGUACAUUGAUAUGUGCUUUAUCAAGACAUAUUCAUCGAGGUGAUAGAGCUAUGAAAGAGGAAAAAUGGAGUGAAAGAAAAGUUCUGAUGGGUAAUGAGCUUUAUGGAAAAACCCUGGCUAUUAUAGGUUUAGGAAGAAUUGGUAAAGAAGUGGCUCUAAGGAUGCAGUCAUUUGGAAUGACAACCAUUGGUUAUGAUCCUAUCAUCCCAGCUGAGGUUAGUGCAGAGUUUAACACAGAAUGGAUGCCACUGGAGAAGAUUUGGCCACUAGCUGAUUAUAUUACAGUCCACACACCACUCAUUCCACAGACCAGAAAUUUGAUAAAUGACCAAGUAUUCUCAGUGUGUAAGAAAGGUGUUAAAGUGGUUAAUGUAGCGAGAGGUGGCAUCAUAGAAGAGGCGGCCAUCAAGAGAGCUAUAGAAUCAGGUCAAUGUGGAGGAGCAGGUCUAGAUGUCUUUGAAAGUGAGCCACCUAAAGAUUUCACCUUAGCAAAGAUGCCACAAGUAUUAGCCACUCCACAUUUAGGAGCAAGUACCACUGAAGCACAGAAACGGGUGGCUGUUGAGAUUGCAGAACAAUUUGUUGAUGUGGUGCGAGGAAAAAGUUUAUUUGGUGCUAUAAAUGCUCAUGCUAUGACAAAUGCAUUGAGUCCAGAAUCUCGACCAUGGGUAGUACUUGGUAGGAAGUUGGGACAAGUGGCAGCAGGUUUAAACCCAGGAAACGUAGAAAAUAUGCAAGUCACAACUUAUGGACCAUCAUUGAAACAAGCUGGGUCCUACUUGAGUGCAGCUAUACUCUCAGGAUUACUACAGAACUCUCCUGCAUUAGGAGGAGGGGAUAGUCCUACUCUUAAUCUAGUCAAUUCUCCUGCCUUGGCAAAACAAAUGGGAUUAAAUGUAAAGAACACCCAUGAAGAAGCAGCUCCAUCGCCAUAUACCAAUGUAGUGUCAGUGAUAUUCAACAAUGGAUUCCGUCUGUCAGGAACAACUUCUGGUGGUAAUGCCCUUCUCAUUGAAGUCCAAGGUCAACAGUUCUCUGUACCUGCCUCACUAGUUGAUGUAGCUUUACUCUUCAAAGGAACUGGUAACCCUCAGUUACUACCAACUGUAGCAGGAGCUUUGGCUAGUGCUGGAAUGUGUGUAUCAAGUUUGACAGUUUCCAUUGAAAAUGAUGGACAGAAAUGGGGUGUAGCCACUUUUGCCACACCUCCAACAGAAAAAUGUCUGGAAGUUCUGAAGACAAUUGUAAAUGCUGCAGUCCUUGUAACACUAUGAGAACAAUAUGUAGUUUAUUUUAGUUAUUUGUAAGAACCAUGGAUUGGUCUUAAGAUUUAUCCAAGUCUAAAUGAAAGGAAAAUUCAGGUUAUUGGUUAUUAUUUACUUUUGAGACAAUUAUAAAAAGUAUGAAAAUAGGGCAAUUAAUCACACACACACACAUAUAUUAUUAGUGCAUGUUUUGUUAUUAUAUUAGUUAUUAAAGAUAUAAGUGUUAUGUUCGAUCUCAAUACUCAUGAUAUUGAAAUUUGUUUUUGUUUGUUUUCAUUUUUUCCUAUAUUUGCAGUAUCCUUAUACUUGACAAAUAAUUAUUAGGGCUAACUUUUGUUUGUGUAAGAAUCCAUUUUUCAGAAAUCAAGAUUUUUGUAAUUUUUAAGAUAUUAAAAUGUUAAUUGUUAAUAUGGUUUUGUUUCAUAUAUUAUUUUUUAUAAAUCGUUUUGAUUUUCAUAAGCAUCCCCUCAUAAGGAAAGACCCUUAACAGUUUGAUGUAUGAGUCAUAUUUUCAAAAACCUAAGCCAAAAUAUUGUGAUUGUCUGAUUAUGUCUUCCAAUCAUUGAAUAAUCAACCAAUAAUGUAGUAGUAUAGUCAUUACAAAUAGGUAAAUAACCGAACAAUCUGUUGAGAAAUAAAUACUAAGUUAAGUAAGAUGCCAGAACAAGCAUUCUUAUGAAUUAUUACUUUUUUGUAUGAAAACAAAUGCCAUUAAAAUUUAAAGUGGCUUAACUUUAGCAUUUUAGAGACUUAAUACAAAAUUGGUUACAUUUAAUAAAAGAAAUGUUUGAAUGAUUACUAUUUUGUUAACAUUGUGAUAAUUUGGUUACAUUGUAAUGAUUUGGUAAAAUUGUAAUAAUUUGGUUACAUUGUUAAUUAAGUUUGAUAACAUUGUGAUAUACUUUUAAAUGUAGUUUGCUGUAAGUUUUGAAAACUUUUGAUUCCUCUAAAACAUUUCACAUUGCAUUGAGGUUUAUAUAUUGUUCAUCUAAAUACAAUUACCUCAUUAUUCAGACUUAUGACAAAUAUAAGCUGCAACAGCUGUGAAGAUUGGUUGUGUAUUUUCAUUAGAAUCAUUAUUAUUUUUAAAAUCUAAGGACCAAUUUAUUAAUCUUAGGAUUUAUUAUGAAAAUUCAAUCAUUAAAUAAAAAUAAUUGUAUAUUAAUAGUUCAUAGUAUAUGUUAUUUGGUAAAGAAUUGUAGAGCCACAUUCUGUUUUUGUUAGCAGUAUUGAAGCUUGAAGGUGUUGGUAUGUAAGGUCAUUUGAUCAGUAUUAAAGCAUUAAGGUGUGGGUUGAAAGGUCACAUAUCCAGUGUACUUAAUAUUAUCAUUUAUUUCUGUUUGAAUCUCACAAGUUAUGCAUACUCAAGAUAUAUUUUUACAUUGAUGUUUUAAUUCCAUGAAGCAUUAAUUUCAUUGAGGAUUAUGAAAACAGUUGUAAGAUUAUCAUUUUUGUCCUCAAAUUAUUUUUUCUUUACACUAAAUAUGUACCAUUAAUUUUCAGCAAGUAAAUCAAAACUGUUUUGUGUUAGAGUAGUGUACCUAUCCUGGAUUUCUGUAAUCUGUAUUGAGAAAUUGGAAAACACUUUUAGGCAGUAUAUACAAAUUAAAAAAAUCUUAGUGGCAGUUAAAAAAAAAUCAUAUAAAGCCUAUAGAGGAAAUCACCAGGAAUUAAACAUUUAGAUAAAAUUAAAUAAAUAUACAUUUUGCCUAGUUUGGAUUGGAGACUUUUAUUUUUAUUUACCAAGUUUUUUACGAAUCUGCUUCCCCAGUGUGUUGGUUUAUAUUUAGGUGCAAUUGUUCCCUACUUUUUUUAUAUUUUGUUAUUUUGUGAGAAAAUGAAGAAAGUUGAGCAAUUUUUCUUAUCUAGUCUUUUAAUUUCUAUAGUGAUUUGUUUGUAAACUGUAUACAUUAUGAUCUUCAAUAAAACAUUAAUAAGAACAGUUUAUUAAUACAGCCACUACCAAAAGAGGACAUGAGGCUUAAGGGCUGAUAUUAAAACACUUUAAUUUAGGGUUACCUAAUUGCUAACCAACUAUAGUUGUUGGGUUUGAUAAAGACAGAUAAUUACCACAUAUUGAUUUGUACUGUUUAAUCUCAUAAUAGUUUACAUUAUUAAAGCUGUUACACAAAUUCGAAUGUAAAAUUGAAAAUAAAUAUUUUAUGUA
Molecule: messenger RNA, 4004 nt
Organism: Mytilus trossulus (common blue mussel)
Lineage: Eukaryota; Metazoa; Mollusca; Bivalvia; Mytilida; Mytilidae
Product: D-3-phosphoglycerate dehydrogenase-like
Exons: 10
Coding region: 245-1846 (533 amino acids)
Biological process (GO): L-serine biosynthetic process
Molecular function (GO): NAD binding; phosphoglycerate dehydrogenase activity
Source: RefSeq, a predicted model, not a curated record